AUGUCGUCGAGCAGUAGCAUAGCACCCUCGAGCAGUGUCGAGGACAUGGCCGCGUCACUGAAGAAGGAACUGCGGCGCCGCAUUGGAGCAACUCUCAAGGCGCUGCCGGAUAGCGAGGUGACGGAGCAGAGCCGCCUGUUGGCCGAGAAGAUAUGCGCCUUGCCGGAGUUCGCUCGAGCCCGCGGCAUCAGUGUGUACCUGGAGAUGCCCAAGGAGGCAGCCACGUCCAAGCUUCUGGAGGCCGCUUUCGCAGGAGGCAAAAAGGUUUUCGUGCCCAAAAUCACGGGGCGAUCAGCCGAAGACUUGAUGAUGCUGCAGGCUACGUCGAUGGAUGACAUCCGAUGCUUCCCCAAGGACAAGUGGCAGAUUCCAGAUCCUCCUCUGCUGUCGGACACCGGCACGCCGCGUGACGAUGCAGUGCAAGGCGACGAGCUGGAGCUCGUGCUGCUGCCAGGAGUGGCCUUCGAUCGCCAAGGAGGGCGCCUGGGCCAUGGCAAGGGUUACUACGACUCGUUCCUGCGACGGCUAACGGAACACUACAACGCCAUAGGACACCCACCACCCACAACCAUUGGUCUUUGUCUGACGCCGCAACUCAUUGAGCAAGUGCCGUUAGCUGCGCAUGAUAAAAUGCUCGACCUGGUGGUAACUCCCACCGAGGUCAUCCGUGUCAAUCCACCCCAAUAA
Phytophthora nicotianae INRA-310 is the source of this 687-nucleotide messenger RNA. Its product is annotated as 5-formyltetrahydrofolate cyclo-ligase. Gene Ontology annotation, biological process: tetrahydrofolate interconversion; folic acid-containing compound biosynthetic process. The coding region runs from base 1 to 687 and encodes 228 amino acids. The record is from RefSeq and is a predicted model, not a curated record. Lineage: Eukaryota; Oomycota; Peronosporomycetes; Peronosporales; Peronosporaceae. The transcript is spliced from 4 exons. Gene Ontology annotation, molecular function: 5-formyltetrahydrofolate cyclo-ligase activity. Gene Ontology annotation, cellular component: mitochondrion.